Molecule: messenger RNA, 96 nt
Organism: Ectocarpus siliculosus
Lineage: Eukaryota; Phaeophyceae; Ectocarpales; Ectocarpaceae
Source: the annotation of a GenBank genome assembly
AUGGACAAAGUCGGCGCUCGAUGUGGCAAGGGGUCGAAAGUGCAGGCGAGAGCAGUGAUACUACCGCGAAGUGAUCGACAGGCUUUAGAAGGGUGA